AUGUUGGACGAGCGAUCGGAAGUCGAUACCCUGCGUGAAAUUUAUUACCUAACCGAUGGUGACGUUGGAAACUGGCGGAAGCUGCUGGCAUUGGGCGAUUGUCUGGACCAGCAGCUUAAGCGGAAACUGCUUUGGGUGUGGCCUACAUCAUCGAACUUGGACAUUUUCAAUCAGGUCCUGACCACCAGCGGUAUCCAGUGCAUCCUUAGCGUGGGCUGCGGCAGUGGUCUACUGGAAUGGCUAAUUUCCACGGUAGGCGGUCGGAAGGUCUCGAUAUUUGGCCUCGAAGUCGAUCGCAAUUGGUGGCACAGCAAGUACUCCGUGCGAAGCUUCAUACCAUUAAACUUUUUUGAGGAUGCGAAUAAUGUAAGCCAAGAUUUUCUGAAGGCCUGCUGUAAAGGUUUCUCGCCUUGUGCCUUGUUGUUUUGUUACUUCAACAACCGCGGUGCUUUUUUGGAAUAUCUACGAGUAUUUCAAGGCAAGUGGCUAAUAUUGAUUGGACCACAGCCCAGCCUCGGGAUACAUACAGACCCGAAUCCUCUCCAGCCGCAAUUUCCCAACGAGGAGUGGAUUUUAAGGGAACGCCUCAAUUGGACUGAUCGAAAUGUAGUAGCGUUUUACCAAAAAAUAGUUUAGGGUAGCGUUUAGUAUCUAUAAUUGUAGCAAUAAACUCUUGUCUUAAUUCCUA
Drosophila ananassae is the source of this 688-nucleotide messenger RNA. RefSeq lists its product as uncharacterized. The record is from RefSeq and is a predicted model, not a curated record. The coding region runs from base 1 to 636 and encodes 211 amino acids. The transcript has a single exon. NCBI's taxonomy places the organism in Eukaryota, Metazoa, Arthropoda, Insecta, Diptera, Drosophilidae.